Messenger RNA from Porites evermanni, 1174 nucleotides. NCBI's taxonomy places the organism in Eukaryota, Metazoa, Cnidaria, Anthozoa, Scleractinia, Poritidae. The record is from the annotation of a GenBank genome assembly.
AUGAGUGGCUUGUGGCUCUGGACAGUCAGGCUUUUCUCAUUUGGACUGUUUUUAAGAGGGGAGGAACCCCUUCGUUUGGAAAAGAGGCAUUUGAGGUUGCCUCCCAACUACCAAGGUAAACUGUUUUUCAUUGUACCCAAUUGGCCUAUCAGACUUGUAUAUACCGGAAAAGCUCAUGAUCAAAAUUUCAAAUGUAUUUUUGAUUAAGCCACAAAAUGUAAGAGGCAGAAUAUUACUUUCCAAGAGGUUUGCUGAAGAGGCCCUAAGUGUUUAUCCCAUACUGUUUUGUUUAAUGGGACAUAAACCCAUCCUAAUUUCGUCUGAGAGUGUAGAGGUUUUACCCUUAACACAACCGAACAACAUAGCCUUGAUAGUAUAUAUCUACAUAACAAUUAGCAGUUUCCAGUAAUACGUUAUAAGAUGGUAUGCAUACAGGUAUGUAUGCAACUGUGUGUUGUUUAUUUCUUUUUUGAUAGGUAGCAAAUUUAACAUCUAACCAUUUUCUUCCCAAUUACUGUUUUCAUCAUGCGUUAUAUGACAGUAAGUGAGAUUUUUCUCUUUGACAAUGUCGAUUUGCUUACUUUAGCUGAGUCCAAAAAAUUACCACAGCGCACUGAGGUAAAAAUUCCAUGGUCAAAAGCUGAGAGAAAAGCCAAAGGUACCCGUUAAUAUAAGUUCCAUCUGUAUAUAAAUGUGGCAGGUCAAAAUAAAAUUAACAGAAGAUUGAAUUUUUUUAAGAUACCUUAUAGGUUGACUAUCGAUAUUAUUAUUGCAAUAAUAAUAAUAAAGUGUAAACAGCAAAGCACUAGCAUCUGGUUAGCGUGCUCCGUUUGAUAAGCCAUUUUAGACACCAUUUGCAAAGCUGGGUUUUGUUUAGCACUUUACGCAACUGAGACAGUUACAUGUACAAAUUUUGCCUUUCACAUUACAUGCUCAAGAAUAAUACUCACUUAAUGUGGACUUUUUAAAAAAAAAAUGACCACAGGAUUAAAAGAAGGAACUCUUUUUUCAACAAAAUGAACAAUUGAACAAAAUGAACAAUUGCAUAAGGCACAUAAGACACAACCUUGUAACUCCUGGUGUUGAGGUAAAGGCCAUAUACCACAAACAUAUAGGAGAAUUUUCCCACUAGAGUUUGAAAUAAAUAAAGUGGUUAGUGUCGUUGCUGUUUUGA